Ilyonectria robusta is the source of this 2192-nucleotide messenger RNA. Its product is annotated as amine oxidase. Gene Ontology annotation, biological process: amine metabolic process. Bases 75 to 2132 code for a protein of 685 amino acids. The transcript has 4 exons. Gene Ontology annotation, molecular function: quinone binding; primary methylamine oxidase activity; copper ion binding. NCBI's taxonomy places the organism in Eukaryota, Fungi, Ascomycota, Sordariomycetes, Hypocreales, Nectriaceae. The record is from RefSeq and is a predicted model, not a curated record.
AAUUUCUCCACAACCAACCUCGCUCUUGUUCAGUAGUCUACUAUUUGUGGGCCUACACAUUCCUAUCCGAAAACAUGACAAUGACUAUUCACCCUUUCGAUCCUCUCCAGCCCGAGGAGAUAGCCCGGGCCGCUGGAAUUGUGCGCCCGGUGUUCUCUGGAAGUGGCCUUAACUUCCGGGUCAUCACCCUCCAAGAGCCACCCAAAAAUGUCAUGAUUACGUUCCUUGAGAAUGAACACCGCAAGCAGCCAGAACUUCAAGCACCCACCCGAUGUGCGCGCAUCGAGGUUAUCGCCAAGGCCCAAAACGGCAAGCCGGAGCUGUUCGAGCUUCGUGUCAACCUUGAUGACAAUGAGAUCACCUUCAAACAACGGCUCGAGGGCAAGCACUCUUAUAUAGACUCGUCCUAUAUGAAAGAGGUAGAGGCGGCUUGCUUGGCUGAUAAGCGAGUGCAAGAGGAGAUUCGCAAGUUGAAACUCCCUGAAGGGUCAACCGCCAUCGUCGAGCCUUGGGCAUAUGCCACGGAUGGAAUGAACGACAUGUCCGAGCGUAUCACUAUGUGCUGGUUUUACUGCCGUCAUCUCGAACACCCUGACGCCAACUAUUAUGCGUACCCACUCGACGUCUGCGCCGAGGUAUCGGAGAAACUCCAGGUCAUUCGGGUUUACCGCCUCCCCGGGGCACCGGAUGAGCGAAUUAAUAAUGACGACCGUCCUUACGAUCGCCGUAAGAUCCACGCAACUUCAGCCAGCGAGUAUCACCCGGAUCUCAGGCCAAGCCCACGGACGACGACGAAGCCGUACCAGGUGGUGCAACCGGAGGGUCCAUCCUUCAAGAUCCAGGGUAACCGGUUAAGCUGGGAGAAGUGGAACUUCCGUGUUGGAUUCAACUAUCGCGAGGGCAUUACACUCCAUGAUAUGUGCUAUGAUGGGCGGAGCCUCUUCUAUCGCCUCUCUCUUGCCGAGAUGUUCGUACCAUAUGGCGACCCUCGCGCCCCAUACCCACGCAAGGCUGCCUUUGAUCUCGGCAACGAUGGUGCUGGACUCAAUGCCAAUAAUCUCAAGCUCGGGUGUGACUGCCUAGGAACGAUUAAAUACUUCGAUGCGUGGCACAAUACCCAGUCCGGAGAGCCACUAAAACUCCCCAACGUCAUCUGCUGCCAUGAGCAAGACGACGGUAUCCUCUGGAAACAUACCAACUUCCGUACCGGGAACGCGGUGGUUACCCGAUCCCGUAUCCUCGUACUCCAGACCAUCAUCACGGUUAGCAACUACGAAUACAUCUUUGCCUUCCACUUUACUCAAGACGCAUCAAUCUUCUACGAGGUCCGCGCCACAGGCAUCUUGUCUACCGUGCCCCACCAUCUUGGACAAAAGGACAAGCUCCCUUACGGCACGAUCGUUGCACCCGGAGUCAUGGCUCCUUACCAUCAACAUAUGUUCAGCCUCCGUAUCGAUCCCGCCAUCGAUGGUCAUAAAAAUACGUUGUCAAUUGAGGAGUCAAAGCCGAUGCCCCUCGAUGAUCCAACAGUACACAACCCUUUCGGUGUGGGCUAUUAUACCGAGAAUCGUUACGUCGAGGAGGAAGGCGGCUUUGACCUCGACAUCAGCAAGGCCCGUGUGUUCAAGUUCUUGAAUGAAAACAAGAUCAACCCUAUUACCGGAACGCCUGUUGGGUUCAAGUUGAUUCCCCAGCCGAGCCAGAUGCUACUAUCGCAUCCAGGUUCAUAUCACGCAAAGCGGUCCGAAUUCGGCCAGCAUGCUGUCUGGGUCACCCGGUAUGAAGACGAUGACCAUUUCCCUUCAGGUCGGCAUACUAUGCAAUCCUCGGGUGGCGACGGUAUCGCGUCUGCGAUACAGAAGAGGAAGCAGAGUGCUACAGGUACUUCUCAAUCGGUACGAAACGCAGAUAUUGUCGUCUGGCAUACGUUUGGUUCAACCCACAACCCUCGGAUCGAGGACUGGCCGGUCAUGCCAAUUGAGAAGAUGAUUGUUGGCCUCAAGCCAAUCAACUUCUUUACGGGCAAUCCAGCUUUAGAUGUGGCUGUGUCCACGCAAGAAAGGAACAAGAGUGUCUUGUAUGAUGAGAACGCGGAGUCCAACCCAGAGGUAUGCUGUGGUUCCCGUCUAUAGAAAGAUUCUGGUAAAUUAGAAAUUGGGGUAGAUUAAAUUCCUGAAUUGACUCUCUUUGAC